AUGCGACAACGAACCAUCACCUCAAGCGCAAGCGCGCUCCUGCUCCUCAUCGCGACUGUCGUCAGCGCGAAACACAGCGGCAUCCACGAGCAUCUCGAAGCUCUACACAAACGACACCGCGCUAGCCGUGAAGUGGCCGCCAGGUCGACUGUUGAAAAUGGAGAACAGGGGGUAGAGAUAAGAGCGAUCCCAGAAACCACAACUUCGAAUGCCAACGUCGAGAAGCGGCAAGGACAAUGCGCUUUCCCGACCGACGCUGGCUUGGUCCCUGUCACGCCCGGCCGUCAGAACGGCGGGUGGGCCAUGAGUCCAGAUCAGCCAUGUACGCCGGGCAGCUAUUGUCCAUACGCCUGUCCGCCCGGUCAAGUCUCAAUGCAAUGGGAUCCCAGUGCGACAUCGUACUCAUACCCGAAGUCCAUGAAUGGUGGACUGUAUUGUGACAGCAAUGGAAAUAUCCAAAAGCCGUUCUCCAACAAGCCAUACUGCCAGCAAACCAGCAGCAACAUUGGCGUCCAGAACAAUGCUGGUGGUGUCGUUGCUUUCUGUCAAACCGUUCUGCCCGGCAAUGAAGCCAUGUUGAUUCCCACAUCCGUCACUAGCUACGCAAGUCUUGCUGUGCCGGAUCCAAGCUAUUGGUGCGAGACGGCCGCACACUAUUACAUCAAUCCCCCAGGGAUCAGCACCGAUGAAGCGUGCGUCUGGGGCAGCAGCUCUAAUCCCUAUGGCAAUUGGUCCCCGUACGUCGCCGGAGCCAAUGCCGACAACUCGGGCAACACGUACAUCAAACUUGGGUGGAAUCCCAUCUACCUGGAGCCAACGACUCCUUUCCGCAACGAGGUGCCAACCUGGGGUGUCAAGAUUGAUUGCCCCAAUGGCGGUUGCAACGGUCUGCCCUGCGCAAUCGACCCCAGUCAAAAUGGCGUGAAUGAAAUGACUGGCGGCUCUAGCAAGGGGGCGGGCGGUGGUGCAUUCUGCGUCGUCACCGUCUCGCAGGGUGCAACCGCCAACUUUGUCAUCUUCAACGCUGGUGGUGAUCAGAGUGACGGCAACAGCGGCAGCUCGAGUUGGGGCCAUCCAAGCUCGUCCGGUGCAAACAACAACAAUAACAAUGGUGGUCAAUUCUUCAGCCAGACCAGCAGCUCCUCCCCGUCACCCACCGACUCCUCUUCUUCCUCCCAACCUACUUCCAGCCAAGCUCCGACGACGUCUUCAGCGCCAACUUCAUCCGAAGACUCCUGGACGUCUUCGUCGGCGCUCACAACGAGCUCGUACCCCGCCGCCCUAACAAUGACUGCGCCCACGACGACCGACUACGGUACCCGGCUGCCAUCUGAGUCCCCGUACUAUUCGUUGUUCAACCACACGACCUACGCCGUUCCUACCCUGGGCUCCAGCGGAAUCCCUGCCGAGGCUACAGCGGUGCCGUCUGGGCCAAGCGCUUCAUCAAUCUCUUCGAUGGUCCCGGGUACCGGGGCGGCCUCGAUGGUGAGAAAUUCCGCCGUCAACAUCCUUUCGGCUCUGGCCUUGUGCGCCGUGGCCGCAUUAUGA
Molecule: messenger RNA, 1548 nt
Organism: Cladophialophora carrionii CBS 160.54
Lineage: Eukaryota; Fungi; Ascomycota; Eurotiomycetes; Chaetothyriales; Herpotrichiellaceae
Exons: 2
Coding region: 1-1548 (515 amino acids)
Source: RefSeq, a predicted model, not a curated record